Molecule: messenger RNA, 1533 nt
Organism: Heterobasidion irregulare TC 32-1
Lineage: Eukaryota; Fungi; Basidiomycota; Agaricomycetes; Russulales; Bondarzewiaceae
Exons: 7
Source: RefSeq, a predicted model, not a curated record
CUUCGUAGAUCAGAUCCUUCGACAAUUCAGAACAAGUUUCUGGUUGGGUAUCAAGGAUGGUUCACCUGCCACGGCGAUGGCGAGCCUGUCGGUCCAGGCCACCACGGCUGGCUGCACUGGUUCACGUACCCUGUGCCCGACGGAGGGAAUAUCAAUGUCGAUCUGUGGCCUGAUACAUCGGAGUAUUCCGCGUCCGAGCUAUACCCUGCGCCCGGCUUCACCCACGCCAAUGGAGACCAAGCUUUCAUCUUCUCGUCCCGACACCCGAAGACUGUGCAAAGGCAUUUCCACUGGAUGGCGCAGAACGGAAUCGAUGGCGCGUUUUUGCAACGCUUUGUCGGACAAUGCGACAUGGAGCAAGGCAACGAAGGGAUUCGGAAGAUUAGAGAUGAAGUGGGGGAUCGCGUCAAGGAAUCUGCGGAGAAGGAAGGACGAGUCUUUGCCAUAAUGUAUGACGUUGCCGGUGUCCAGCCCGACAGAGUUCAGAAAAUUAUAGAAGAAGAUUGGAAUCACCUUCUCUAUGAUCAGCGCGUGCUAGAUAGUCCUAAUUAUCUACGAGAGAAUGGGAAACCAGUCAUAGCAAUUUGGGGCUUUGGGUUCGCUGACAGCAACCACACACCUGAACAAUUACGGGCCGUUACGGAUUACUUGCGCAGCACGACGCCAGGAGGUGCCUACAUAAUGGCUGGCACACCUGCGCAUUGGCGGUCGUCUCAGUCCGACGCUGACCGGAACCCUGAGUUUGUGCCGACGUGGAUAGAGUCCUUUGAUGCUAUCUCGCCGUGGACAAUUGGAAGAUAUUCAGAUCAACAAAGUGCGGAUGGUUUUGCGGAAGAUCGCAUCAAAGGAGAUGUGGAGUUCAUCGAGAAUUGGGAGAAGCAAAAGGGGAGGCAUGUGGAUUAUGUGCCAGUCGUGCAUCCAGGUGGAUCGGCACUCAAUAUGUCCCAAGGUAAAUGGGCAUUCAACGGUGCACCGCGGCAAGGAGGUCGGUUCCUGUGGCGGCAGCUCUACAAUGCGCGACGUUACGGGGCUAAAAUUGUGUAUGGGGCGAUGUGGGAUGAGUACGAUGAAGGGACAAAUUUCAUCCCUGUUGUCUCCCAUAAGCGCCAGCUUCCGCAUGAUGAGGAAGGAAGGUUUCGAUUAAUGGCACUUGACGAGGACGGGUAUGACCUUCCGAGUGAUUGGUACAUGCGCAUCGCUGGGAUGGCAGCUGAAGGAUUCAAGGGCCAGAGGGAGAUUGUGGAGGACUUUCCAGAGAAGGAGCUGAGAGACUGGUGGGGCACGAGGCCUAAGUACGAGCUCGGUCAAUCUUCCGGCUCUGGCGUUGCGUCGGGCUCUGGUUCUGGCUUGGGGCAGGAAGCAGGGAAUGGACAAUCGUAUGAGCAAUGGCUGGUAAGCGUCGAGCAGACCAAAGAGGGCGACGAGCUCCCACCUCCGCCGUACAGCAUAGAAGCAGACUCGGGGACGCAGUCGAUUCCUACUGGACGUCCUGCGCCGCCGCUCGCCACUCGACCUGCAGGCCCUCCUGCCUUA